Messenger RNA from Sphenostylis stenocarpa, 1410 nucleotides. Lineage: Eukaryota; Viridiplantae; Streptophyta; Magnoliopsida; Fabales; Fabaceae. The record is from the annotation of a GenBank genome assembly.
AUGGAAGUUGAAGGUGGUAAGAGGGUUUGUGAGAGUGCAGAGGUGGAUGACGAUGGCAGAAUCAAAAGAACUGGGAAUGUGUUCACCACUACCAUGCACAUAAUAACGGUGGUGGUAGGAGCAGGAGUGCUGGCUCUGGCAUGGGCCAUGGCCCAAUUAGGAUGGAUACCCGGCAUAAUCACCAUGAUCAUUUUUGCAUGCAUUUCCAUUUACACUUACAAUCUUAUAGCUGAUUGUUACAGAUAUCCUGACCCAGUUAAUGGCAAGAGGAACUACACUUACAUGCAGGCCGUGCAUGCAUAUCUUGGUGGAAAAAUGCAUGUGUUCUGUGGAUUGAUUCAGUAUGGGAAGCUUGCUGGGAUUACUGUGGGUUACACUAUAACUUCGUCUACUAGUUUGGUCGCUAUAAAGAAGGCCAUCUGCUUUCACAAAAGAGGUCACCAAGCUUAUUGCAAGUUUUCUAAUAAUCCCUAUAUGAUUGGUUUUGGGGUGUUGCAAAUUUUACUGUCACAAAUCCCAAAUUUUCACAAGUUAACAUAUCUUUCAACCAUUGCUGCUAUUACCUCUUUUGGUUAUGCAUUCAUUGGAAGUGGCCUUUCUCUGGCAGUCGUGGUCCCAGGUAAAGGAGAACCAACCCGUAUAUUUGGAAACAAAGUAGGGCCAGGACUAUCAGAAGCUGACAAAAUUUGGAGGGUUUUCAGUGCUUUGGGAAACAUUGCACUUGCUUGUUCUUAUGCGACUGUUGUUUAUGAUAUAAUGGACACGUUGAAGUCAUAUCCACCCGAAUGCAAACAGAUGAAAAAGGCCAACGUGUUUGGAAUCACAACAAUGACAUUACUUUUCCUGCUAUGUGGUGGCCUUGGCUAUGCUGCUUUCGGGGAUCACACACCUGGAAACAUCCUCACAGGCUUUGGAUUUUACGAGCCAUUCUGGUUGGUUGCCCUUGGCAAUGUGUGCAUUGUAACCCACAUGGUGGGAGCAUAUCAGGUGCUUGCUCAACCACUAUUUCGCAUAAUUGAGAUGGGUGCUAACAUGAUGUGGCCACGUUCAGAUUUCAUAAACAAGGAAUACCCAACAAAAAUAGGACCCUUGACAUUCAGUUUCAACUUGUUUAGGCUAAUUUGGAGGACAAUAUACGUGGCAGUGGCCACAACCAUUGCCAUGGCCAUGCCGUUUUUCAAUGAGUUUCUAGCCCUUCUUGGAGCAAUUGGGUUUUGGCCUCUCAUCGUCUUUUUCCCCGUACAAAUGCACAUUGCACAGAAACAGAUCAAAAGAUUAUCAUUGAAAUGGUGUGUGCUCCAGCUAUUGAGCUUUCUGUGCUUCCUUGUUUCAGUAGUAGCCGCCAUUGGUUCAAUCCGUGGAAUUAGCAAGAAUAUAAAAAAAUACAAACUUUUCAUGUAUAAACAAUAG